Sodiomyces alkalinus F11 is the source of this 2677-nucleotide messenger RNA. Its product is annotated as tetracycline efflux protein. Gene Ontology annotation, molecular function: basic amino acid transmembrane transporter activity. Gene Ontology annotation, biological process: basic amino acid transport; transmembrane transport. The record is from RefSeq and is a predicted model, not a curated record. Gene Ontology annotation, cellular component: fungal-type vacuole membrane. Lineage: Eukaryota; Fungi; Ascomycota; Sordariomycetes; Glomerellales; Plectosphaerellaceae. Bases 333 to 2228 code for a protein of 631 amino acids. The transcript has 6 exons.
GUAGACAUGGCGACACACAACCUGACCGUCGAUAAUUACGGAUACAAGGAAAUCAACGCACCUCGAAUGCAUUUCCCUUUUUGCACGUCCUGUCUUAGGAGGCAGUCUCGGGCCCAUUCUCAUCCCAAGUUGUUUUAAGUAGGGUUGAUGACCGGUCGGUCCGUCUGGGACCUCUGUCAUGGUCCAUAUCAUCCAUUUAGAACUGUCUUGUCUGCCUUGUCCACUGUCUUCCCCUUUUCGAAAAAUAUCGUUCUCACACUCUGCCUCGACUGUUACAGGCAUCCGACAUACCGUCGCGAGAUUUGGAAAAGGACGCCAGGGACAUGUUCUCUAUGGGAAAGAUCAGUAAUACUAAUUUCUACACCCAGCCGAGUAGCAUCGAUGGAAAUAGCCAGAACAGCACCAUGACAACAUCGACGUCAACAGCGACACAAGAGCCCAAAGGCAACCCAUGCCGCCAUCGUCCAGAUCCCGGACCCGAACCAUGCGCGACUUGCAAGUCUGAGCGCCAGAGAAAGCUCAAAUAUCGGUGGAAGAUCAUCCUCGGCCUGUUUCUCCCCUUCACCCUCUCUGCCCUCGACUUCACCAUCAUCGCCAGCGCCCUGCCCUGGAUCGCCUCCGACUUCGGCGAGGUCCCCCAGCUCAACUGGAUCGUCUCGGCGUUCAACUUGACCGCCGCCGCCUUCAUUCCCUUCUGGGGCCAGAUGGCAGACAUCUUCGGCCGUCAUGCCGCCAUCCAGGCCUGCAUCUUUCUGGUUGUCAUCGGGAGCGCCAUCUGCACCGGCGCCCCGACCGACGCCUUUCCGCUCCUCCUAUUCGGCCGCGCCCUGCAGGGCACCGGCUGCGCCGGCAUGAACGUCGUCAUCCGCGCCAUCGUCGCCGAUAAGGUCUCUCUCCGGGAGGACGCCAAGAACUGGUCCAUCUUCUCCAUCGUCGGCGGCUGCUCGUAUGCCUUGGGCCCCGUCAUCGGCGGCUAUCUGACCGAGACCCAUUGGCGCUGGUGCUUUGGGAUUAACUUGCCCGUGGCCGUUGUCGGGAUGGCCGUCAUCUUCGUCGUCCUCCGAAAGGAGCUGCUCGGUCCGCAGCCCAUGCCGCAGCUUGACGAGACGACCGAGACGGGUCGUCGUACCACCUUCGUUCGCCGCCUCCAGACCAUCGACGUUGGCGGCCAGGUCCUCUGCAUCGUCGGCUUUGGUCUGCUCGUCCUGGGCUUCACCUGGGCUGGCGCGACCUACGGCUGGGCCAGUGCCGCUGUUCUGGCCCCCCUCGUGAUUGGAGCCCUCGUCAUCGUCGCGUUUGUGUGGUGGGAAUUUGAGAUGACCCCUGGAAACACGCUGGCGCGGAUGUUUCCGUGGCAGCAGGCCAUGAUUCCCUGGGAAGUCCUCCGCAAUCGCGACAUUGGCCUCCUAUUCUACGCUUCCUUUGCCACGGGAAUGGCCAUGUUUUCGGUCCUGUAUUUCUGCACGUUAUACUUCACCAUGGUGAAACAUCUGGAUGCAGGCGAUGCCGGUAGACAGCUCCUGUUAUUCGUGCCGGGCCUCGGAGGGGGUGUUUGGAUGGCCAUCUUCUUCUGCAACUCGUACCCUCGACAGACGUGGCACCCCAUUUUUCUCGGCUCCGUCAUCGAAUUGGUAGGCAUCGGGGUGCUUGCCUGGGCACUGUGGAGGGAGCACGACCCCACUGUUUACGCCAUGAUGGCUGUGACCGGUGUCGGCAUCGGCAUGCGCCUCAUGCCCGUUCCCCUCCAUGGUAUGGCCUACUUUCCGAAACGAAUCGCGGCGGUGAUUUCUUUGAGUGAAGUAUCGGAGCCGCUCGGUGGUACCAUAGGCCUGACGGUUAUGACGACCGUGUUCAACAACGUUGCGGGUAUCGGCAGCGGCCCUACCGACGGUAGUUUGACAAGUUUGUCUCAGAUGCUACCCGAGGAGCUGGCUGCCCUGUCCCAGAAUGCCAAGGAAGGUAUCGUCUGGGCUUACGUUGCUAUUCUUCCGUUCAUGGUACUGUGUGUCAUCGCGUCCGGUCUUCUGGGCAACGUGUAUAUCAGCACAGACACGAACAACGAAGACGAGCAGACCAACACGAUUUACCAUGGGGUCUACUUGUGGGCGCUGCUCCGGGGUAAGGGCGGGUCGGCGGCAGAGAAUUCGGACAAGGUGACAAUCACGCGGCGGGCCGCCUGGCAGGACGGGCGACAAGUUCUUCCGCAGGCUAGGCCGGACGCUACCUGAUAGACUGACGAGAAAACGGGACACAUUGGGUCUCCAGUCCCUAUUGCGCACGUCGAUGGACGUCCGCGUUGAGGAUUGAAACCAGAGGCCUGGCCUGCUCCAUCAGCCCUAAUAAGUAGUCGGAAAUGCCGUGCCUACCAGGAGGAGGUAUAAUUCCCACUUUGCUGGUCUACCUAAGGUACCACCUACCUACCUUACCUAGGUCAGGUACUAGGUCCGGCCCAACGUCCCUUUAACUCCUUUGAGCUAAGGUUGGUCGUCGGUUCGACCGCGAUCAUCUCUUAGCGUAACAAUAAGGUAUUAUUAGUAUUAAUCAAAACGCGGCUCAACUCAACGUUCCUGUCUAAUUCCUUCAAGGUUCCAUCCAUUGGGAUGAUCUCGCUAUAUUUUUUCGACCUUUGGGGGUGGUAUAUAACAGGUCUUUUUGCUUUUCAUUUCCAAUAUUCAGC